CCAAGCAGGCUAGAGCCCAAUUAUGAAACUCUCCGACGGGGUUAAAUGCACCAAUUAAAGGGAAAUGAAAUGCCAGCGGCGAUUAUUGUAUAUGCUUAACAAUGGGAAGACCAAGUCCAACCAGAAGCGGCAGCAGCAGUGGGGAAGAAGACGGAGAUGCAGAGUGGAAAUCUGCCAUACAAUCAAUAGCCGCCGCCACCACCUCCACUUUCGCCGCUAAUGGUUUCAAUAAAUCCUUCUCCAACAGCUUCACAGCAUCAACAACAAAAACAAGAUGCAACCUUGUUUCACAUUCAACCCCAGAUACAGAUGAUGAUGAUGAAGAAGAAAAACAAAAGCAGCAACCCCAGAAGCUUAAACAUUACCAAAUCAAGGCACAUAAGCUUUUGGAAGACAUGUUAGAGAAGACUCUAGUGAUAGUGAAGGAUGUCAGUAAUGUCCCAGACGAUGAUAGUAUGGUAAAUGAAGGUGGAGUUCGAUUAUUUAAAAAUUCCACUCCUGGGAUUGUAUUUGACCACGUAGAUGAAAUUCAAGGACCCAGAAAGAGACCAAAAAUCCUUCCUGCAAGAGGGAUUGAUAAGAAUUCAAAAAAGUUUAGACGACAACUGCAAUCUGUAGCUGUGGAUGGACAAGAUAUAUUGGCUGCAGCAAUGCAUGCAAGCCAGAAAUCAUUAGCUAGACUAGAAGCUAAAGAUGCAGCAGCAAAAGAAAAAGCAAAGAGAGAGGAAGAUAGAAUUGCAGAACUGAAAAGGAUUAGGGGGGAGAGGUGGCUACCUUCAAUGGCUAGAGAGAUGCAGUUAAAUAGAAGUUCUGGGAAAUAGGUGUAGUCAAAUCAUUUGAAGUUGCUUGGAUGAUGGUUUUUCAUUGAUGAUUAUCACUGAUUCUUAACCUGGCGAUGCCUUGGUGUCCCCUCCUCAUUCUCUUUCUUGUUGAUGCUUGAAGCCUCCUGAUAUCAUUUUAUUUGUAUUUUACAUGUAAUUUUAAAUGUUCUAUAAUAGUCUAUUUUUGAAAUAGGAUAAUUGAAGCUCCUCUUUAUUGAUAUAUUCAUACAUGUACGAAUACAGACAUCGGAUGAUUUUGACAAUCAGCACAUAUGGAGCAUCAAUGAAUUAGCUAUCGCCUUAACAUUA
Durio zibethinus is the source of this 1130-nucleotide messenger RNA. RefSeq lists its product as uncharacterized. The record is from RefSeq and is a predicted model, not a curated record. NCBI's taxonomy places the organism in Eukaryota, Viridiplantae, Streptophyta, Magnoliopsida, Malvales, Malvaceae.